This is a messenger RNA of Paramuricea clavata, 22194 nucleotides long. NCBI's taxonomy places the organism in Eukaryota, Metazoa, Cnidaria, Anthozoa, Malacalcyonacea, Plexauridae. The record is from the annotation of a GenBank genome assembly.
AUGAAAUAUGGACUUUGUUUCAUUAUCUGUAACCUGUUUUCAAAUAUACUUUUUCUCGCUAAUGCGGCUCACCACGGAGUCCAAGGGGGCAGAAGAUGCAAAGGCAAGGCAUAUUAUACGCUAACAUUUCAAGCAGAAUGGAGCAACGAGACGCAUCCGUCACCAGUAUUCCCACAGAAUGCAACGUUUUCACCACUUAUUGGAGGCACGCACAGUUCCACAUACGAAAUGUGGCGAAGAGGGCAAAACGCUUCGCUUGGCGUACAGCAAGUUGCCGAAACUGGUAAGUGAACAUUUUAUACUUAUUUAGGUGUUUGACUUUGCGAUUUACUACUCUAAUCUUCAAGCGGAAAGAGCGCUGGCGCCCAAUGGGUUAAGUAUCAUGCUUUUGGACUAAAUAUUCGGUUCAGCAAAACAAAUUUCUAGCACAUUUUGUGCUGUCGAUGGAGCAAAUACAAUUAUAGCCAAACCAGGAUCCAUGAAUCAGUAUAUUUAUGUCUGGAGUUGGCAACCAAGUGGUUUGGUAAUAUCUAAGGUUGAUCAAAGGACUGGAUAAAAGAGUUUUACUUUUUGUGCAGUUGAUGGUAAAAACAAAAUUAUUGGCAAUUAUUGCCAAUCUGCGUUCCAUAAUUGUAUAACAAAGGCUACUAAAAUGCUUAAUAUUUAAAGCUACUAUAUUCCGAUUAUUUAUGUCUGGGGUUAGUAUAUAUACCUGCAUAUUUGGUAGGGUGAUCGGCAUUUUAUCGACUCAAAGUUGAAAGAUUGCAGGAUAGAAUAAGAUUUGAGUGCUUUAUGUGCAGUUUGAUACAGAAUACUAUGUUAAUGAAUAAAUACCUGGAUGAUGAUUGUGUAAAAAACACGAUUUCCACCCCUAUUUGGGGUAGCACAAAAAUGGAACGCUGUUUUUAGUUUCAAUCGCUACUAACGCAGGUUCAAGUUUGGCAUCACCAAAUACCACAAAUGUAAUUUCGCAGAUAGUGCUGUUUUCUGAUGCUCGCGAGCAAUUUGACUGAUAGAGCACUCCACAUUCCAGAGUGAUUACGUUUGUAAUAAAGUCAUUAUACUUCCCUAAUAGUUUCUUAUUAUCCAUGUAAUGGUACAUAAAACUUAUUCUGGUCUAUUCAAAUUAGCAUGGCUUUCCGGGCUACUCCCCUUAGAACAUCACGCAAACAUACAUAUAAGGCACCCGUGAUAUGACGUGCACGUAUUACUUAUUAUACUUCUAUAAUUACACUUAUAUACACUAUGUCCUUCACUGAGUAGCAUUAUUGUUUUACGGUUUUGUUCAAUUGAGGCCAGAAGCGGUCAGUGUAUAAAAUCUUAGCUCAAAAAAGGACCUAGUUAAAUCGACAGAAAAUUUACAAUUUAGACCAGACUUUUUGUAUGCAUGUGCAAAAAUUCCCAUUUUCAAUUUUGAAUAUAUUUUUGCCAAUUUUAUAUAUAUCCACUAUUUUCGAAAACGGCUUCAGAAUAUCUGUCUAACAUACAAAACAUAUAACAAUAUAAAAAGUUUGAGAAUUUAAUUUUCACAAAAUAUGCGAGUCACCACAUCGUUUUUCUUAGCUACAAGCCAAAGUUAAAACAUCCGCCCAUUGUUUCCAUAAUAAUGACAUGCAGUUACGUAACUGUCGUUAUUUGUAUAGUCUUUGUACACAGUAAACGUAGUCUUAGAAAGAUGUUAAAAUACUCUUUGUAUUCUUUUUCAGCAAGCAAUAAUUGUCAUAAGUUCGGAUGUUAAUGAUAAAUUUUCCUCUUCUAAAAACAGAGCGGAGCUGUCAUUUUAAAUUCUGAAAAAGUGUUUGAGCUUGGUAUUACACCCUCUUACUUCGCUUACGAGUUACGGUCAUUUUCGCACUCGAGGCAACGUGCCAAAGACCUUAUGCAUGUUUAGUUAAGAACCCUGGAAAUCAUUUAUGAAAACUAUAGACUCGGUAUGGGGCAUUUUUGUGUCCAGUACAUCCGUUUCAGCGUGCAUAUAAAGAAGUCGUUGCAAAGAGACGUACAUGCGUGUUAUUAAGCAAUUAAUUCACAUUAUACCGUCUCAAACUCAUUAAUAAUUCAUAAGUAAAACAGCCAACCAUAUUGCCUUAUUUUGCUCGCAUGAUAAUACCGGAUACCUGAUGAAGUAUAUUGAUCCAGUCCUAAAACUGGAUCAAACUUAAUGCGGUCCUUAGCCUGGAUCAAAAUUAAAUCACCUCACUUUAAGCUAAGUGGUGAUAUAUUCGUACGAGAUGUCAUUUCAAAUACUUCAAUUCGGAUUGGACUAGAUUUCAAGUCCUCGUAUUUUGAUCCAGUCCUCGGCUUCGCCUCGACUUGAAAUAUAGUCCAGUCCUCAUAGUCAGAUUUGAAAUAUUACAUAUACCAUGCCAUCCCAUAUUAUACCAUAUUACACCAAUAAUACCAUGCCUUACUAUACCUUAAGAUUCCAUGCCACCAUAUACCAUAUCAUACACCAUAUCGCAUUUUUUGUCUUGACAUCUCUACCCCCAUAUUUAUUGUCUUAUUUAACAAAGCCUUAUUUCAAAGACUAAUAAAUAUCUUCUAACAUUACCUUCCCGCUCUUCAAUUGAUGAUUCCCUUUAUUACGUUUUCGUAGCGCUUUGCAUUGUCGUUAUAGUGGUAUCACUGAUAACGAUAGCGGCCUCGAAUGAAAAUAUUGAAUGUUUUCGCGAAUAUUUUGCUGUUGGCUAUCGCGCACCUGACCCCAGCUUUUUUUAAAAGUUCUUGCACGGCUCAGGACAAAAAAUAAGCCAUCUUAAAUAUCAGUGAUACCACAAUAACCACAAUGCAAAGCGCUACGAAAACGUAAUAAGGGGAAUCGUCAAUUGCCUACUUGGUACUACUUCUAUUUUUACAUUUAAGGAAACUUCAGUAUUCUUUACAAGGAACUGUACGGUCAACUUCGCUACGGAAAUGUGAAAUCAGUGAUCAAAGCCGAUGGUCCAACCAAGACACCAGGAAACACAACAUUGAUGGACAUUCAUGUUGAUGAAGAUCGUUCAUUAGUUUCGGUAAUAACAAUGAUCUUCCCAUCACCAGAUUGGUUCUUGGGAAUAUCAAAUGUUGAUAUGUGUAACCCAAUCACAGGAGAAUGGAGAGACGAAUAUUCCCGCGACUUGUUGCCCUACGAUUCUGGUACUGACGAUGGCACUUCGUUUGAAAGUCCAGACUCAGUGUCUGAUCCUCGAGGAAAUAUAACACUCAUCAGUAAAGAAGAUGAUACGAAUUUCAAGACCAAUUCCUCAAUCAUACGUCUUGGUACCUUCACUUUUACCAAAAUACCAACAAAGAAGUGCAAAGGAAAUGCUUAUUACUCUUUGACAUUUUAUGCAAAAUGGAGCAACGAGACACACCCGUCGCCAGUAUUCCCAGAGAAUGCAACAUUUUCACCACUUAUUGGAGCAACACAUAACAUGAACUACGAGAUGUGGCGUCGAGGAAAAAUGGCAUCACUCGGAGUUCAAACUGUCGCUGAGACAGGUAGAUAUUAUUUUCAGAUAUCAUAAAAACUUAUUUUCAAUUUUCUGCAAUUAAGUAAAGAAAUUGUUGAAAAGUAGUGUAAAUUAUUUUAGUUUGAUAUCUUGUGUUCGAGUAAGAUUUUCUUUUAUUUCAACUGAAUAAUUUUAAAAUCUUUCUUGUCUUUUACCAUUUCCAGUAUUCGUCAGAAUCAUGUUUCUUUUUCUGUUCAACGCACAAUUCGCACUUCUUUCUGAUUCUUCCGUAUAGUGUAACUCUUCCUUCUCCUAUUCUUAAGUUUCUCUCCAUUGGAAAAAUUCCUUUUAUGUUCACAAACAUGUUACAUACUAACUAUUUUUUCCGCCUUCUAUUUCAUAGGAGAUCCAAGUGUUCUUGCUAAAGAAAUCUACCGUCAACAUCGCUAUGGAAACGUUAAAUCGCGCAUCCGAGGAGAUGGUACCGUUCAAACUCCAGGAAACACAACAUUAAUGGAUAUUCAUGCGGAUGAAGAUCGUUCGUUAGUCUCUGUAAUAACCAUGAUCUUCCCAUCACCAGAUUGGUUCCUGGGAAUAUCAAAUGUUGAUAUGUGUAACCCAAUGACAGGAGAAUGGAGAGAAGAAUAUUCCCGCGACUUGCUGCCCUACGAUUCUGGUACUGACGAUGGCACUUCGUUCGAAAGUCCAAACUCAGCGUCUGAUCCACGAAAGAAUAUCUUCCUCAUAGGAAAUGAAGAUGAUACAAACUUCAGAAGUGAUUCUAAAAUUGAACCUCUCGGCACAUUCAAGUUCACGAAGGUGCCAACAAAGAAGUGCAAAGGAAAGGCUUAUUACUCUUUGACAUUUUAUGCAAAAUGGAGCAACGAGACACACCCGUCGCCAGUAUUCCCAGAAAAUGCAACAUUUUCACCACUUAUUGGAGCAACACAUAACAUGAACUACGAGAUGUGGCGUCGAGGAAAAAUGGCAUCCCUCGGAGUUCAAACCGUCGCCGAGACAGGUAGAUAUUAUUUUCAGACAUCAUAAAAACUUAUUUUUUAAUUUUCUGCAGUUUAAUAAAUAAAGAAAAUGUUGAAUUGUUGUGUCGAUUAUUUUAGUUUGAUACCUUGUGUUGGAGUAACAUUUUUUUAUCAACAAAGUUUAAAAAUCUUUCUAGUCUUUCCGCAUUUCAAGUAUUCACUAGAAUCAUGUUUCGUUUUCUGUUCAAUGCAAAACUGUCACAUCUUUCCAAAUCUUUCGUAUAGUGUAACUCUUUCUUCUCCUCUUCUUAAGUUUUUCUCCAUUGGAAACAUUUCCUUUUUUUGUUCACCAACAUGAUACGUACAAAAUAUUUUUCCGCCUUCUAUUUCAUAGGAGAUCCAAGUGUUCUUGCUAAAGAAAUCUACCGUCAACAUCGCUAUGGAAACGUUAAAUCGCGCAUUCGAGGAGAUGGUACCGUUCAAACACCAGGAAACACAACAUUGAUGGAUAUUCAUGUUGAUGAAGAUCGCUCUUUAGUGUCUGUAAUAACCAUGAUAUUCCCAUCACCAGAUUGGUUCCUGGGAAUAUCGAAUGUUGACAUGUGUAAUCCAAUGACAGGAGAAUGGAGAGAAGAAUAUUCCCGCGACUUGUUGCCCUAUGAUUCAGGUACAGAUAAUGGCACUUCGUUUGAAAGCCGAAAUUCGGCUUCUGAUCCACGAAAGAAUAUCUUCCUCAUAGGAAAUGAAGAUGAUACUAACUUCAAAAGUGAUUCUAAAAUUGAACCUCUCGGCACAUUCAAGUUCACGAAGGUGCCAACAAAGAAGUGCAAAGGAAAGGCUUAUUAUUCUUUGACAUUUUAUGCAAAAUGGAGCAACGAGACACAUCCGUCGCAAGUAUUCCCAGAGAAUGCCACAUUCUCACCACUUAUUGGAGCAACACAUAACAUGAACUACGAGAUGUGGCGUCGAGGUAAAAUGGCAUCACUCGGAGUUCAAACUGUCGCAGAGACAGGUAGAUAUUAUUUUUUGAUAUCAUAAAAACUUAUUUUUUAAUUUUCUGCAGUUAAAUAAUGAAAUUGUUUAAUUGUUGUGUCAAUUAUUUUAGUUUGAUACCUUGUGUUGGAGUAAGAUUUUCUUUUUUAUCACCUAAAGAGUUUUAAAAUCGUUCUUGUCUUUCACGCAUUUCCAGUAUUUUUAAGAAUCAUGUUUCGUUUUCUGUUCAAUGCAAAACUGUUAUUUCUUUCCUUUCAUUCCUAUACUGUAACUCCUUCUUCUCCUCUUCUUAUCUUUCCCCACGGUGGAAACAUUUUCUUUUCAUGUUCACAAACACGUUACAUACUAAGUAUUUUUCCGUCUUCUAUUUCAUAGGAAAUCCAAGUGUUCUUGCUAAAGAAAUAUACCGCCAACAUCGCUAUGGAAACGUCAAAUCGCGCAUCCGAGGAGAUGGUACCGUUCAAACUCCAGGAAAUACAUCAUUAAUGGAUAUUCAUGUUGAUGAAGAUCGCUCUUUAGUGUCUGUAAUAACCAUGAUCUUUCCAUCACCAGAUUGGUUCCUGGGAAUAUCGAAUGUUGAUAUGUGUAAUCCAAUGACAGGAGAAUGGAGAGAAGAAUAUUCCCGCGACUUAUUGCCCUACGAUUCUGGUACUGACGAUGGCACUUCGUUUGAAAGUCCAAACUCAGCGUCUGAUCCACGAAAGAAUAUCUUCCUCAUAGGAAAUGAAGAUGAUACAAACUUCAAAAGCGAUUCUAAAAUUGAACCUCUCGGAACAUUCAAGUUCAGGAAGGUGCCAACAAAGAAGUGCAAAGGAAAGGCUUAUUAUACUUUGACAUUUUAUGCAAAAUGGAGCAACGAGACACAUCCGUCGCCAGUAUUCCCAGAGAAUGCAACAUUCUCACCACUUAUUGGAGCAACACAUAACAUGUACUACGAGAUGUGGCGUCGAGGAAAAAUGGCAUCACUCGGAGUUCAAACUGUCGCAGAGACAGGUAGAUAUUAUUUUCUGAUAUCAUCAAAACUUAUUUUUUAAUUUUCUGCAGUUAAAUAAUGAAAUUGUUUAAUUGUUGUGUGAAUUAUUUUAGUUUGAUACCUUGUGUUGGAGUAAGAUUUUCUUUUUUAUCAACUAAAUAGUUUUAAAAUCUUUCUUGUCUUUCACGCAUUUCCAGUAUUUUUAAGAAUCAUGUUUCGUUUUCUGUUCAAUGCAAAACUGUCAUUUCUUUCCUUUCAUUCCUAUAGUGUAACUGUUUCUUAUCCUCUCCUUAUCUUUCCCCACGGUGGAAACAUUUUCUUUUCAUGUUCACAAACACGUUACAUACUAAGUAUUUUUCCGCCUUCUAUUUCAUAGGAAAUCCAAGUGUUCUUGCUAAAGAAAUAUACCGCCAACAUCGCUAUGGAAACGUCAAAUCGCGCAUCCGAGGAGAUGGUACCGUUCAAACUCCAGGGAACACGACAUUGAUGGAUAUUCAUGUUGAUCAAGAUCGUUCGUUAGUUUCUGUAAUAACAAUGAUCUUCCCAUCACCAGAUUGGUUCCUGGGAAUAUCAAAUGUUGAUAUGUGUAACCCAAUGACAGGAGAAUGGAGAGAAGAAUAUUCCCGCGACUUGUUGCCGUACGAUUCUGGUACUGACGAUGGCACUUCGUUUGAAAGUCCAGAUUCAGAGUCUGAUCCACGAAAGAAUAUCUUCCUCAUAGGAAAUGAAGAUGAUACUAACUUCAAAAGUGAUUCUAAAAUUGAACCUCUCGGCACAUUCAAGUUCACGAAGGUGCCAACAAAGAAGUGCAAAGGAAAGGCUUAUUAUUCUUUGACAUUUUAUGCAAAAUGGAGCAACGAGACACACCCGUCACCAGUAUUUCCAGAGAAUGCAACAUUUUCACCACUUAUUGGAGCAACACAUAACAUGAACUACGAGAUGUGGCGUAGAGGAAAAAUGGCAUCACUCGGAGUUCAAACCGUCGCCGAGACAGGUAGAUAUUAUUUUCAGAUAUCAUAAAAUCUUUUUGUUAAUUUUCUGCAGUUUAAUAAAUAAAGAAAAUGUUGAAUUGUUGUGUCGAUUAUUUUAGUUUGAUAUCUUGUGUUGGAGUAACAUUUUUUUAUCAACAAAGUUUAAAAAUCUUUCUAGUCUUUCCGCAUUUCAAGUAUUCACUAGAAUCAUGUUUCGUUUUCUGUUCAAUGCAAAACUGUCACAUCUUUCCAAAUCUUUCGUAUAGUGUAACUCUUUCUUCUCCUCUUCUUAAGUUUCUCUCCAUUGGAAACACUUCCUUUUUUUGUUCACCAACAUGUUACAUACUAAAUAUUUUUCCGCCUUCUAUUUCAUAGGAGAUCCAAGCGUUCUUGCUAAAGAAAUCUACCGUCAACAUCGCUAUGGAAACGUUAAAUCGCGCAUUCGAGGAGAUGGUACCGUUCAAACACCAGGAAACACAACAUUAAUGGAUAUUCACGUUGAUGAAGAUCGCUCUUUAGUGUCUGUAAUAACCAUGAUCUUCCCAUCACCAGAUUGGUUCCUGGGAAUAUCAAAUGUUGAUAUGUGUAACCCAAUGACAGGAGAAUGGAGAGAAGAAUAUUCCCGCGACUUGCUGCCCUACGAUUCUGGUACUGACGAUGGCACUUCGUUCGAAAGUCCAAACUCAGCGUCUGAUCCACGAAAGAAUAUUUUCCUCAUAGGAAAUGAAGAUGAUACAAACUUCAAAAGUGAUUCUAAAAUUGAACCUCUCGGCACAUUCAAGUUCACGAAGGUGCCAACAAAGAAGUGCAAAGGAAAGGCUUAUUAUUCUUUGACAUUUUAUGCAAAAUGGAGCAACGAGACACAUCCGUCGCCAGUAUUCCCAGAGAAUGCAACAUUCUCACCACUUAUUGGAGCAACACAUAACAUGAACUACGAGAUGUGGCGUCGAGGAAGAAUGGCAUCACUCGGAGUUCAAACUGUCGCAGAGACAGGUAGAUAUUAUUUUCAGAUGUCAUAAAAACUUAUUUUUUAAUUUUCUGCAUUUAAAUAAUGAAAUUGUUUAAUUGUUGUGUCAAUUAUUUUAGUUUGAUACCUUGUGUUGGAGUAAGAUUUUCUUUUUAUCAACUAAAGAGUUUUAAAAUCGUUCUUGUCUUUCACGCAUUUCCAGUAUUUUUAAGAAUCAUGUUUCGUUUUCUGUUCAAUGCAAAACUGUCAAUUCUUUCCUUUUCAUUCCUAUAGUGGAACUGUUUCUUAUCCUCUCCUUAUCUUUCCACACGGUGGAAACAUUUUCUUUUCAUUUUCACAAACACGUUACAUACUAAGUAUUUUUCCGUCUUCUAUUUCAUAGGAAAUCCAAGUGUUCUUGCUAAAGAAAUAUACCGUCAACAUCGCUAUGGAAACGUCAAAUCGCGCAUCCGAGGAGAUGGCACCGUUCAAACUCCAGGAAACACAACAUUAAUGGAUAUUCAUGUUGAUGAAGAUCGCUCUUUAGUGUCUGUAAUAACCAUGAUCUUCCCAUCACCAGAUUGGUUCCUGGGAAUAUCAAAUGUUGAUAUGUGUAACACAAUGACAGGAGAAUGGAGAGAAGAAUAUUCCCGCGACUUGUUGCCGUACGAUUCUGGCACUGACGAUGGCACUUCGUUUGAAAGUCCAGACUCAGUGUCUGAUCCACGGAAGAAUAUCUUCCUCAUAGGAAAUGAAGAUGAUACAAACUUCAAUAGUGAUUCUAAAAUUGAACCUCUCGGCACAUUCAAGUUCACGAAGGUGCCAACAAAGAAGUGCAAAGGAAAGGCUUAUUACUCUUUGACAUUUUAUGCAAAAUGGAGCAAUGUAACACAUCCGUCGCCAGUAUUCCCAGAGAAUGCAACAUUUUCACCACUUAUUGGAGCAACACAUAAUACGUACUACGAGAUGUGGCGUCGGGGAAAAAUGGCAUCACCUGGAGUUAAAACAGUCGCCGAGACAGGUAGGUACUAUUUUCAUUUUUAGAACCUCAAUUUUAAUUUCCUAGGGAAAAAAAAAUGUUUGAAUUGUUGUAUGAAUUUUGUCAGUUUUAUAUCUUGUGUGAUAGUAAAAUGAUCUUUUUGUUCCACUCCAAUAAUUUUAUAAUGUUUAUUGUUUUUCAAGCUUUUGCCACUAUUCUUAAUUAAGAACCAUGUUUAAUUUUUUUCCUGUUCCGUAUAACAAUGCUCGCUUCUUUCCAUUUCUUUCAUGCACUGGGACACUUUCUUGUCUUUUUCUCAUGUUCCUCUUGGUUUGAAAACAAUUCUGCUUCAUGUUCACAAACAUGGUUAUAUCUGCUAAAUCUAUUUUCACGUUUCAUUUCAUAGGAGAUCCAAGUGUUCUUGCUAAAGAAAUCUACCGUCAAAAUUGCUAUGGAAACGUUAAAUCGCCCAUCCGAGGAAAUAGUCCCGUUCAAACACCAGGAAACACAUCAUUAAUGGAUAUUCAUGUUGAUGAAGACCGCUCAUUAGUCUCUGUAAUAACAAUGAUCUUCCCAUCACCAGAUUGGUUCUUGGGAAUAUCGAAUGUUGAUAUGUGUAACCCAAUGACAGGAGAAUGGAGAGAAGAAUAUUCCCGCGACUUGUUGCCGUACGAUUCUGGUACUGACGAUGGCACUUCGUUUGAAAGUCCAGACUCAGCGUCUGAUCCACGAAAGAAUAUCUUCCUCAUUGGAAAUGAAGAUGAUACUAACUUCAAAAGUGAUUCUGAAAUUGAACCUCUCGGCACAUUCAAGUUCACGAAGGUGACAACAAAGAAGUGCAAAGGAAAGGCUUAUUAUUCUUUAAAAUUUGAUGCAGAAUGGAGCAAUGAGACACAUCCGUCACCAGUAUUCCCAAAGCAUGCUAAGUUCUCAACACUUAUUGGAGCCACUCAUAACAUGUACUACGAGAUGUGGCGUCGAGGGAGAAUGGCAUCACCUGGAGUACGAAAUGUGGCUGAAACAGGUAAAGACUGAAAUUGCUUACAGUUUUCCUUUGGAGAAACACCACAUUGGGGGAGUACCAGAACCAUUAUUUACCUGCCGGAACUGGGUCAAGAAAAAACUGUGUCCGGAAUGGGUACUGCAUUUUUUAACCGUCUGUGAUUAUAUCCUGCUUUGUCUGCUGUCAACUUCAUAAAAAUAGAAAAUAUUUCCAUGGUAGUAUGUCGAUAUAAAUUCGAGUGCUCUGUGCCAUGGUAGGUAAUGUCAAUAACACCAGAAAACUGCAGAUUCAGAGGGAUUUGACAACCUGAAAACAGCAAGUAAAACUUCGACGUUUCGAGCGAAACCCUUCGUUGGGAAGAGCCUUUGUUGGAAAUGUCGACGUUUUACUUGAAUGGUCCCACAACACCAUACAAAUUCCAAUCGUUUUCGAUAUAAUGGAAAUUAAAUGCCCCAUGAUGUUUUUUUUCUAUUUUGGUUGUUUUUCACGAUUCCUUUCUCUUUAGCUUACUUUCACUUUUUUCAUCUUCUGUUUCUUCCCAACUUUUCCAGGUAGUGAAUGCUUACUCGAAAGAGAAAUCCUGAAACAGAAACGUUAUGGUAAUGCUUACUCACUCAUCAAAGCAACUGGUCAACUCAUGACACCGGGAAGAAGAAAAUUAUUCAACAUUCAUGUUGAUGAAGAUCGUUCCAUGGUUUCCCUUAUAUCAAUGAUCUUCCCAUCACCAGAUUGGUUCCUGGGAAUAUCAAAUGUUGAUAUGUGUAAUCCAGUAACAGGAAAAUGGAGAGAAAGUUUACAAAGAUGUCUAUUUCCAUACGAUUCAGGAACUGACGAUGGCACUUCGUUUGAAAGUCCAGACUCCCCUACAAAGCCCAGAAAGAAUAUUUUCCUCAUCGGAAAAGAAGAUGAUACUAACUUCAAAAGCGAUUCUAAAAUUCAACCAUUAGGAAGAUUCACGAUCACGAAGGCGCCACCAAAGAAGUGCAAAGGAAAGGCUUAUUACUCUUUGACAUUUUAUGCAAAAUGGAGCAACGAGACACAUCCGUCACCAGUAUUCCCCCCAAAUGCAACAUUUUCACCACUUAUUGGAGCAACACAUAACAUGUACUACGAGAUGUGGCGUCGGGGGAAAAUGGCAUCACUUGGAGUUCAAACUGUCGCUGAGACAGGUAGAUAUUUUUUGAGAUAUUAGAAAAGCUUAAUUUUCUCCAUAUUUUUGUAUUUAAGUUGAGAAACCUCUUACUUGUUCUACCAUUUUUUAUCAUAUUUAUAUCUCGCGAUAUGAAAAUUAUCUUUUUCGAUGGAGCAAAUAAUUCACAAAUUUUUCUUUUCUUUAGUUAAAGGAUUUUCCAGUUUUCUAAAGACCCAUGUUUCUUCUUUUAUUGGAUAUGCCAAUUUCUUUCCAAUUCUUUCAUUCCCUGCGACUCUUUCGUGUUUUCUUCUGAUAUUACAUUCGUCAUGGUUUGAAAACAAUUCAUCUUGAUGUUCACAGAGAUGGUUACAUAUUAAAUAUUUUUUUCACUUACUAUUUCGUAGGAGAUCCAAGUGUUCUUGCUAAAGAAAUCUACCGUCAACAUCGCUAUGGAAACGUAAAAUCGCCCAUCCGAGGAGAUGGUACCGUUCAAACUCCAGGACACACAACAUUGAUGGAUAUUCAUGUUGAUGAAGAUCGUUCAUUAGUUUCUGUAAUAACCAUGAUCUUCCCAUCACCAGAUUGGUUCCUGGGAAUAUCAAAUGUUGAUAUGUGUAACCCAAUGACAGGAGAAUGGAGAGAAGAAUAUUCCCGCGACUUGUUGCCGUACGAUUCUGGUACUGACGAUGGAACUUCGUUUGAAAGUCCAGACUCAGCGUCUAAUCCACGAAAGAAUAUCUUCCUCAUAGGAAAUGAAGAUGAUACAAACUUCAAAAGUGAUUCUAAAAUUGAACCUCUCGGGACAUUCAAGUUCACGAAGGUGCAAACAAAGAAGUGCAAAGGAAAGGCUUAUUACUCUUUGACAUUUUAUGCAAAAUGGAGCAAUGAGACACACCCGUCGCCAGUAUUCCCAGAAAAUGCAACAUUUUCACCACUUAUUGGAGCAACACAUAACAUGUACUACGAGAUGUGGCGUCGGGGGAAAAUGGCAUCACUUGGAGUUCAAACUGUCGCUGAGACAGGUAGAUACUUUUUUAAGACAUUAGAAAAGCUUAAUAUUUUCCACUUUUUUAUUAAAGUUAAAAAAUCUCUUACUUGUUCUAACAUUUUUUACAUAUUCAUAGCUUACAAGAUAUAAAAAUUAUCUUUUUCGAUGGAACAAAUUACUAAAAAUGUUUUCUUCCUUUGAAGAUUUUCCAGUUUUCUUAAGACUCAUGUUUCUUCGUCUAUUGCAAAUACCAAUGCUACUUUCUUUCCAUUCCUCUCAUGCCUGGCGAAUCGUUCGUGUUUUCCUCUGAUAUUGCUCAUGGUUUGAAAACAAUUCCUCUCAAUGUUCCCAAACAUGGUAACAUGUUAAAUAUUUUUUUCACUUACUAUUUCGUAGGAGAUCCAAGUGUUCUUGCUAAAGAAAUCGACCGUCAACAUCGCUAUGGAAACGUUAAAUCGCCCAUCCGAGGAGAUGGAACCGUUCAAACACCAGGAAACACAACAUUGAUGGAUAUUCAUGUUGAUCAAGAUCGUUCGUUAGUUUCUGUAAUAACAAUGAUCUUCCCAUCGCCAGAUUGGUUCCUGGGAAUAUCAAAUGUUGAUAUGUGUAAUCCAAUGACCGGAAAAUGGAGAGAAGAAUAUUCCCGCGACUUGUUGCCGUACGAUUCUGGCACUGACGAUGGCACUUCGUUUGGUAGUCCAGACUCAGCGUCUGAUCCACGAAAGAAUAUCUUCCUCAUAGGAAACGAAGAUGAUACAAACUUCAAAAGUGAUUCUAAAAUUGAACCUCUCGGGACAUUCAAGUUCACGAAGGUGCCAACAAAGAAGUGCAAAGGAAAGGCUUAUUACUCUUUGACAUUUUACGCAAAAUGGAGCAACGAGACACACCCGUCGCCAGUAUUUCCAGAGAAUGCAACAUUUUCACCACUUAUUGGAGCAACACAUAACAUGUACUACGAGAUGUGGCGUCGGGGGAAAAUGGCAUCACUUGGAGUUCAAACAGUCGCUGAGACAGGUAGAUAUUUUUUAGGAUAUUAGAAAAGCAUAAUUCUCUCCCCUUUCUUGAUUUAAGUUAAGAAAUUUCUUUGUUUUUCUAACAUUCUUUCCAUAUUCAUAUCUUGCAAGAUAUGAGAGUUAUCGUUUUUGAUGGAUGAAAUAAUUUACAAUUUGUUUUGAAGGAUUUUCCAGUUUUCAAAGACUCAUGUUUCUUCUUCUAUUGGAUAUGCCUAUUUUCGUGCAAUUUCUUUCUAAUUCCUUUAUGCCCUGCGACCCUUUCGUGUUUUCUUGUUAUAUUCCUCAUGGUUUGAGAAUAAUUCCUGUUCAUGUUCAUGUUCACGUUCACGUUCACGUUCACGUUCACAAACAUGCUUACAUAUUAAAUACUUUUUUCACUUACUAUUUCGUAGGAGAUCCAAGUGUUCUUGCUAAAGAAAUCUACCGUCAACAUCGCUAUGGAAACGUUAAAUCGCCCAUCCGAGGAGAUGGUACCGUUCAAACACCAGGAAACACAACAUUGAUGGAUAUUCAUGUUGAUCAAGAUCGUUCGUUAGUUUCUGUAAUAACCAUGAUCUUCCCAUCACCAGAUUGGUUCCUGGGAAUAUCAAAUGUUGAUAUGUGUAAUCCAAUGACCGGAGAAUGGAGAGAAGAAUAUUCCCGCGACUUGUUGCCCUACGAUUCUGGUACUGACGAUGGCACUUCGUUUGAAAGUCCAGACUCAGCGUCUGAUCCACGAAAGAAUAUCUUCCUCAUAGGAAAUGAAGAUGAUACAAACUUCAAAAGCGAAUCUAAAAUUGAACCAUUAGGAACAUUCAAGUUCAUGAAGGUACCACCAAAGAAGUGCAAAGGAAAGGCGUAUUACUCUUUGACAUUUUAUGCAAAAUGGAGCAACGAGACACACCCAUCGCCAGUAUUUCCAGAGAAUGCAGUAUUUUCACCACUUAUUGGAGCGACACAUAACAUGUACUACGAGAUGUGGCGUCGGGGGAAAAUGGCAUCACUUGGAGUUCAAACAGUUGCUGAGACAGGUAGAUAUUUUUUAAAAUAUUAGAAAAGCUAAAUUUUUCCCACUUUUUUGUAUUUAAGUUAAGAAAUCUCUUACUUGUUCUAACAUUUUUUUUCCAUAUUCAUAUAUUUCAAGAUAUUGGAAUAAUCGUUUUCGAUAGAUCAAAUAAUUUACAAAUUUGUUUUCUCUUACAUGGAUUUUUCAUUUUUCUUAAGACUCAUGUUUCUUCGUCUAUUGGAUAUGCCAAUUCGUUUCCAAUUCUUUCAUGUUCUGCGACUCUUUCGUGUUUUCUUAUCAUAUUUCUCAUGGAUUGAAAACAGUUCAUUUUGAUGUUCACAAGCAUGGUUACAUAUUGAAUAUUUUUCACUUACUAUUUCGUAGGAGAUCCAAGUGUUCUUGCUAAAGAAAUCUACCGUCAUCAUCGCUAUGGAAACGUCAAAUCGCCCAUCCAAGGAGAUGGCACCGUUCAAACACCAGGAAACACAACUUUGGCGGAUAUUCAUGUUGAUGAAGAUCGUUCGUUAGUUUCUGUAAUAACCAUGAUCUUCCCAUCACCAGAUUGGUUCUUGGGAAUAUCAAAUGUUGACAUGUGCAACCCAAUGACUGGGGAAUGGAGAGAAGAAUAUUCCCGCGACUUGCUUCCCUACGAUUCUGGCACUGACGAUGGAACUUCGUUUGAAAGUCCAGACUCAGCGUCCGAUCCACGAAAGAAUAUCUUCCUCAUAGGAAAUGAAGAUGAUACGAACUUCAAAAGUGAUUCUGAAAUUGAACCUCUCGGAACAUUCAAGUUCACGAAGGUGCCAACAAAGAAGUGCAAAGGAAAGGCUUAUUACUCUUUGACAUUUUAUGCAAAAUGGAGCAACGAGACACACCCGUCGCCAGUAUUUCCGGAGAAUGCAACAUUUUCACCACUUAUUGGGGCAACACAUAACAUAUACUACGAAAUGUGGCGUCGAGGGAAAAUGGCAUCACUCGGAGUUCAAACUGUCGCUGAGACAGGUAGAUAUUUUUUGGAGAUAUUAUCAAAGCUUAAUUUUCCCCACUUUUUGUAUUUAAGCUGACAAAUCUCUUACUUGUUCUAACAUUUUUCUCCAUAUUCAUAUGCAGCAAGAUAUGAGAACUAUUUUUUUCGAUGGUACAAACAAUUUACAAAGUUUUCUUUUCUUUAGUUAAAAAAGAUUUUCCAGUUUUCAAGAGACCCGUGUUUCUUCUUCUAUUGCACAUGCCAAUUUUCUUUCCAAUUCUUUCAUGCCCUGAAACUUUUUCGUGUUUUCUUCUUUAUUCCUCAUUGUUUGAAAACAACUACUAUUUAUUUUCACAGAGAAGGUUACAUAUUACAUUGUUUUCACACUGACUAUUUCGUAGGAAAUCCACGUGUUCUUGCUAAAGAAAUCUACCGUCAACAUCGCUAUGGAAACGUUAAAUCACCCAUCCAAGGAAAUGGAACAGUUCAAACACCAGGAGACACAACAUUGACGGAUAUUCAUGUUGAUGAAGAUCGCUCUUUAGUUUCUGUAAUAACCAUGAUCUUCCCAUCACCAGAUUGGUUCCUGGGAAUAUCAAAUGUUGAUAUGUGUAACACAAUGACCGGAGAAUGGAGAGAAGAAUAUUCCCGCGACUUGCUGCCCUACGAUUCUGGUACUGACGAUGGCACUUCGUUUGAAAGUCCAGACUCAGCGUCUGAUCCACGAAAGAAUAUCUUCCUCAUAGGAAAUGAAGACGAUACUAACUUCAAAAGUGAUUCUAAAAUUGAACCUCUAGGGACAUUCAAGUUCACGAAGGUACCAACAAAGAAGUGCAAAGGAAAGGCUUAUUACUCUUUGACAUUUUACGCAAAAUGGAGCAACGAGACACAUCCGUCGCCAGUAUUCCCAGAGAACGCAACAUUUUCACCACUUAUUGGAGCAACACAUAACAUGUACUACGAGAUGUGGCGUCGGGGGAAAAUGGCAUCACUUGGAGUUCAAACAGUCGCUGAGACAGGUAGAUAUUUUUUAAAAUAUUAGGAAAGCUUAAUUUUCUCCACUUUCUUGUAUUUAAGUUAAGAAAUCCCUUACUUGUUCUAACAUUUACUCCAUAUCCAUAUCUUGCAAUUGAGAACCAUCUUUUUUGAUGGACCAAAUAAUUUACAAAUUUUUCUUUUCUUUGAAGGAUUUUCCAGUUUUCUAAGGACUCAUGUUUCUUCUUUUAUUCGAUAUGCUAAUUUCUUUCCAAUUCUUCCAUGCCCUGCGACUCUUCCUUGUGUUUUCUUGUUAUAUUCCUCAUGGUUUAAAAAGAAUUCAUCUUGACGUUCACAAACAUGCUUACAUAUUAAAUAUUUUCUUCACUGACUAUUUCGUAGGAAAUCCAAGUGUUCUUGCUAACGAAAUCUAUCGUCAACAUCGCUAUGGAAACGUUAAAUCGCCCAUUCAAGGGAAUGGGACCGUUCAAACACCAGGAAACACAACAUUGAUGGAUAUUCAUGUUGAUGAAGAUCGUUCUUUAGUGUCUGUAAUAACCAUGAUAUUCCCAUCGCCAGAUUGGUUCCUGGGAAUAUCUAAUGUUGAUAUGUGUAAUCCAAUGACCGGAAAAUGGAGGGAAGAAUAUUCCCGCGACUUGCUACCGUACGAUUCUGGCACUGACGAUGGCACUUCGUUUGGUAGUCCAGACUCAGCGUCUAAUCCACGAAAGAAUAUCUUCCUCAUAGGAAAUGAAGAUAAUACAAACUUCAAAAGUGAUUCUAAAAUUGAACCUCUCGGAACAUUUAAGUUCACGAAGGUGCCAACAAAGAAGUGCAAAGGAAAGGCUUAUUACUCUUUGACAUUUUAUGCAAAAUGGAGCAACGAGACACAUCCGUCGCCAGAAUUCCCAGAGAAUGCAACAUUUUCACCACUUAUUGGAGCAACACAUAACAUGUACUACGAGAUGUGGCGUCGGGGGAAAAUGGCAUCACUUGGAGUUCAAACAGUCGCUGAGACAGGUAGAUAUUUUUUGAGAUAUUAGAAAAGUUUAAUUUCCCCCACUUUUUUGUAUUUAGGUUAAGAAAUCUCUUACUUGUUUAAAAUUUAUUCCAUAAUUCAUAUAUUGCAAGUUAUGAGAAAUAUCGUUUUCGAUGGACCAAAUAAUUUACAAAUUUUUCUUUUCUUUGAAAGAUUUUCCAGUUUUCUAAAGACUUAUGUUUCUUCUUUUAUUCGAUAUGCCAAUUUCUUUCCAAUUCUUCCAUGCCCUGCGACUCUUCCUUGUGUUUUCUUGUUAUAUUCCUCAUAGUUUAAAAAGAAUUCAUCUUGACGUUCACAAACAUGCUUAUAUAUUAAAUAUUUUCUUCACUGACUAUUUCGUAGGAAAUCCAAGUGUUCUUGCUAACGAAAUCUACCGUCAACAUCGCUAUGGAAACGUUAAAUCGCCCAUCCAAGGGAAUGGGACCGUUCAAACACCAGGAAACACAACAUUGAUGGAUAUUCAUGUUGAUGAAGAUCGUUCUUUAGUGUCUGUAAUAACCAUGAUAUUCCCAUCGCCAGAUUGGUUCCUGGGAAUAUCAAAUGUUGAUAUGUGUAAUCCAAUGACCGGAAAAUGGAGGGAAGAAUAUUCCCGCGACUUGUUGCCGUACGAUUCUGGCACUGACGAUGGCACUUCGUUUGGUAGUCCAGACUCAGCGUCUAACCCACGAAAGAAUAUCUUCCUCAUAGGAAAUGAAGAUAAUACAAACUUCAAAAGUGAUUCUAAAAUUGAACCUCUCGGAACAUUUAAGUUCACGAAGGUGCCAACAAAGAAGUGCAAAGGAAAGGCUUAUUACUCUUUGACAUUUUAUGCAAAAUGGAGCAACGAGACACAUCCGUCGCCAGAAUUCCCAGAGAAUGCAACAUUUUCACCACUUAUUGGAGCAACACAUAACAUGUACUACGAGAUGUGGCGUCGGGGGAAAAUGGCAUCACUUGGAGUUCAAACAGUCGCUGAGACAGGUAGAUAUUUUUUGAGAUAUUAGAAAAGUUUAAUUUCCCCCACUUUUUUGUAUUUAGGUUAAGAAAUCUCUUACUUGUUCAAAAUUUAUUCCAUAUUCAUAUAUUGCAAGUUAUGAGAAAUAUCGUUUUCGAUGGACCAAAUAAUUUACAACUUUUUCUUUUCUUUGAAGGAUUUUCCAGUUUUCUAAAGACUUAUGUUUCUUCUUUUAUUGGAUAUGCCAAUUUCUUUCUAAUUCUUUCAUGCCCUGCGACUCUUCCUUGUGUUUUCUUGUUAUAUUCCUCAUGGUUUAAAAAGAAUUCAUCUUGACGUUCACAAACAUGCUUACAUAUUAAAUAUUUUCUUCACUGACUAUUUCGUAGGAAAUCCAAGUGUUCUUGCUAACGAAAUCUAUCGUCAACAUCGCUAUGGAAACGUUAAAUCGCCCAUCCAAGGGAAUGGGACCGUUGAAACACCAGGGAAAACAACAUUGAUGGAUAUUCAUGUUGAUGAAGAUCGUUCUUUAGUGUCUGUAAUAACCAUGAUAUUCCCAUCGCCAGAUUGGUUCCUGGGAAUAUCAAAUGUUGAUAUGUGUAAUCCAAUGACCGGAAAAUGGAGAGAAGAAUAUUCCCGCGACUUGUUGCCGUACGAUUCUGGCACUGACGAUGGCACUUCGUUUGGUAGUCCAGACUCAGCGUCUAAUCCACGAAAGAAUAUCUUCCUCAUAGGAAAUGAAGAUAAUACAAACUUCAAAAGUGAUUCUAAAAUUGAACCUCUCGGAACAUUUAAGUUCACGAAGGUGCCAACAAAGAAAUGCAAAGGAAAGGCUUAUUACUCUUUGACAUUUUAUGCAAAAUGGAGCAACGAGACACAUCCGUCGCCAGAAUUCCCAGAAAAUGCAACAUUUUCACCACUUAUUGGAGCAACACAUAACAUGUACUACGAGAUGUGGCGUCGGGGGAAAAUGGCAUCACUUGGAGUUCAAACAGUCGCUGAGACAGGUAGACAUUUUUUGAGAUAUUAGCAAAGCUUAAUGUUUUCCCCUGAUUGUAUUUAAGCUGAGAAAUGUCUUACUUGUUCCAAAUCGUUUUUCCAUAUUCAUAUGCAGCAAGAUAUGAGAAUUAUCUUUUUUUACAAAUUUUUCUUUUCUCUGAAGGAUUUUCCAGUUUUCUUAAGACUUGUGUUUCUUCUUCUAUUGGAUAUGCCAUUUCUUUCCAAUUCUUUUAUGCCCUGAGACUUUUUCGUGUUUUCUUGUUAUAUUUCUCAUUGUUUGAAAACAAUUCCUCUUGAUUUUCACAGAGAUGGUUGCACAUUCAAUUUUUUAAAAUUAUUAUUUCGUAGGAGAUCCACGUGUUCUUGGUAAAGAAAUCUACCGUCAACAUCGCUAUGGCAACGUUAAAUCAUCCAUCCAAGGAAAUGGAACAGUUCAAACACCAGGAAACACAACAUUGACGGAUAUUCAUGUCGAUGAAGAUCGUUCGUUAGUUUCUGUAAUAACCAUGAUUUUCCCAUCACCAGAUUGGUUCCUGGGAAUAUCAAAUGUUGAUAUGUGUAACGCAAUGACCGGAGAAUGGAGAGAAGAAUAUUCCCGCGACUUGUUGCCGUACGAUUCUGGCACUGACGAUGGCACUUCGUUUCAAAGUCCAGACUCGGCGUCUAAUCCUCGGAAGAAUAUCUUCCUCAUAGGAAAUGAAGAUGAUACAAACUUCAAAAGUGAUUCAAAAAUUGAACCUCUCGGGACAUUCAAGUUCACGAAGGUACCAACAAAGAAGUGCAAAGGAAAGGCUUAUUACUCUGUGACAUUUUAUGCAAAAUGGAGCAAUGAGACACACCCGUCGCCAGUAUUCCCCCAAAAUGCAACAUUUUCACCACUUAUUGGAGCAACACAUAACAUGUACUACGAGAUGUGGCGUCGGGGAAAAAUGGCAUCACUUGGAGUUCAACUUGUCGCUGAGACAGGUAAAUAUACUUCGUGAUUUAUUAAUACAUUAUUACAUAUAUUAUUCCGGUUGUUUUCCAAGGAUUGUUAAUUUUACUAAUGAUGAAGAAUUAUCAAACGUAGCCACCUGCGCAGGAAUCUCGUGGUUCACUUAUAUCAAACCGAAGUUAGUGUUAUCGAAGGCUGAGAUUGGUUACGAAAACCGAAGCGAUAAUUGUUUUAGUAUUAAUUAUUUAUUUGGAAGAUGAAACAGCGGACGAUUGUAGGAAGCAAUUUUUGUUGUGACAAAUUUGUCACUCUUUUGGCAGUUGUGAUUGGCAUGACGUCAUUGUAUUUGAUGUUAUUUUUCAUAUCGUGACGUGACUCUGUUUAAUAUUAGUAACUUUAUUUUUCAUAUUUAUGUUUAAUAUUAUGUCAAAACUCCAUAUUUGAUACGCUAUUGAAAAUUGAAUAGCAAUAAUAAUGAUCUAAAUUUCAUUUUCUGACAGCAGAUGUGGGUAGAUAUUUAAAUAUGUCAAUCGGAAUAAGAGAACUAAAAUAUUUCUGAUAAGAUGGUGAAAGUCUACCAUAAAGUCUAACUUUUGUCUUACUCAAAUUUUAUGGUUGAUUAAAGGAUUAAUAUGUCUUUGCAAUGUAGUUAGUAAGGUUUAGUUGUAAAAUGACGCAUUGAUCUUGUAUAAUAAGCCCUGUUUAUUUCCAUUCCGUAACCAUGCCGCCUUUUAUUCUGUUCUUGGAAAGCGUAACCAUUUAUACCGGCCGCAGGUAUUCUGUGUUUCGUCUUAACAUGAUUCAUGACUUCUCUUUCAUUCUUAACAGGGAAUGCGACUAUCCUUGCCAAUGAGAUUUAUCGUCAAAAACGAUAUGGAAAUGUGUUUUCACAAUUCAGAGCCACAGGUCCAACAAAGACGCCAGGGAUGAUUAACUUUACCAAAAUCACUGUGAAUGAAACACAUUCGUUGAUGUCGCUGAUCACAAUGAUUUUCCCGUCUCCUGAUUGGUUCCUGGGGAUUUCAAAUAUGGACAUGUGUAACAAAAUCACAGGAGAAUGGCGAAAGAACUACACAAGAGAUUUAUUACCAUAUGAUUCUGGAACGGACGAUGGAACUUCAUUUGAAAGUCCGGAUUCAGCAACAAAUCCAAGAAAGAAUAUUUUCCUUAUUGGUAAGGAUGAUGAGACGAAUUUCAAGAGUGACUCGGAUAUCAAACGUCUGGGAGUGUUAGUUAUAGAAAGAGUUGAAGAAAAUGAUGACAAUAAUAAUGGUGAUAAUAAUGGUGGAAAUGGUGAUAAUGAUGAUGAUGGUGACAAUAAUGGUGAUGAUGGUGAUGAUGGUGACAAUAAUGGUGGAAAUGGUGGAAAUGGUGGUGAUGAUGAUAACAAUGUCAAUACUGGUGACAAUAAUGGUGGAAAUGGUGGUGAUGAUGAUAACAAUGUCAAUACUGCAUCUACAUUCACUAGAAAUUCUAUUCUGGUCGCCAUUACUACUGUCCUAAUUAUGUUCAUUAUACAAGUUUAGGUGAAUAGUCCUAAUUAAUUGUGGUAAUUAAUAAUAACUUUAAUAGAAAAUAAACAUCUUCUAACAAAUGAAGUGAACUGAUAACAUACAGAUUUUUUAUACAAGGAUGGUCAAAUGAGUUAUACUGCGAGCCUACAACACACUAAAGACAUGAUAGAUGCCAAGUUCACAUUGCCGAACAUCACUUGUUCAUGACAGUUACGAACAAACGGAGACCAGGAUUAAUGUCCGGUGAACUGAACAUCGAAAAAUGGAUUGGUUUUGUUAUCUUUCUUAAAUUGUAAUUUAUAUAUAAUGGAGUGAUGUAAACUAAUAAAAAAUAUUUCAGAACCAUCCUCAUGCAGAGAUACGAAAAACCAGUUUCAUAUUAUUCUGACACUGCAAUCGACCAACGAAAAAUUCGUUGGCUCGAGCGGGAUUUGAACUCGC